UACGUCGCUGAUUUGUUAUACAAUUCGUCGACCAUGCUGUUCGGUCUGCUUAGGACUGUGUACUAUUUGGCUAUUACGCUCAAACUCUUGAGUUUUUGUCUCGUGUCUUGGUUCGAUGACCGCAAGCGCAAACGGUUGCGUUUCACGAGACCAGACGACCACCAUGGUCUGAAGCCUGCCGGUGACGUCACGAAGAAGGCGCGCGGCGCUUAAAGACGCCUCCGCAUCGACACCAUCCCCGGCGCCUCUGCCGGCAUGGGCGCCUACCCCGAUGACCACUACCGCCCGCCCAAGUUAGCCGAGCUCCUCCACAGGUUGCCCCACGUCAACACCACCUUCUACGAGGUCGACUCGAGGUUCGAGCCCGAGUCCGCGGUCUAUUUGGAGAGCUUGGGUAUCUUGGCGUCUGUACCGGCCGCGUGGCUCAUCUUCACCCUCUUCAUCCUGCUGCUCUACCUGCUGACGCGAUGCUGCGACCGGAAACCGAGACAAGCCGAGUCGAUUUCCGCCCUCAAAGUGACCCUCGCGAUCACCUCGGUGCUCUGUUGCGCGGCAGUUGGUCUUGGUCUUUACGGCAACGACGAUCUCCACAACGGUGUGGUUCAAACGAUGCAACAAGCCAGAUUGGCGGACGAUUUGGUCGCGAAAAUUCGCAACCACACGGAGGCCAUCGAGAGACAGCUCAGGGUGCAGGCGGCCAGCGAUUUCGCCGCCAUAAGGAACGUGUUCGACGAACCGCCGGUCAGCAAUCUCACCAUUUUGAAGAAGGCCGACGUCCACCUCAACCGCCUGGUUGGCAAUAAUACGCUGGCCGCGAACGCCGCCGCCGAGAUUAGAAACCCCUUGCUUGCCCUUGACAUGUUUCCGAAAAUUAAACUGGGCGAGAGGAUCGAAACAGUGCGGUGGCCGUUUACCAUGACGGUCCUCAGCGUUCUCCUCAUCCUCUGCGUGGUACUCUUGGUGGGUAUCGCGAGACACAAUCGAUGGGCACUAAUAGCGUUCUCGGUCUGCGGACUGUUGGCGGUGAUCGCGUCAUACCUAAUGGCCAGCGUAUACCUAGCCUCUAGCGUGGCCUUAGCGGACUUCUGUAUGGCUCCGGAAAAGUUCAUCGAAAACCAGGCGUCGACGGAGCUGUCGAAGGAGAUUUUGAGGCACUACUUGAACUGCGAAAGGGCGAGAGCAAACCCGUUCACGCAGCGGCUAAGGGAGGCCAAAACUACUUUGGAUAACAUGCGCAUGGACCUCAGCUUGCUCAAGCCUUUGGCCUUUCAAUUGUUCCCCGUUAAAGGUUUAGAACAGAAAUUUAGCUCUCUGAAGAGCGAAAUCAACACCGCGGACACCAUAGGCACCCAACUGACCGCGUUGGUGGACUGCAGGACGCUCUACAAACAUUACUUGGGAGGGGCUAGGGCCCUGUGCAACGGAGGCUUGCUGGGGCUGACCCUAAUGUUGGCCUCCGCCGUUUUGGCCGGUCUUUUGUUGACCGUUUUGGUAUGGGUCGAUUCUCAUACAUGGAUUUACAUCAGGAAAAAGAAAGAGUACCACCAGGUCAACGAGACGGAUCCGUAUCUGCCGCCGCCGCAGGCGAGCCAGGCGAUUGCGGCGCGGACCUUGCAGCGGAGCCAAGGGUCGUUCCCGCCUCCAGAUACCCCCCCGCCUAGUUACUCCUCGGCUAUGAUUAGACCGCCUUUGCAUGUGCCGCCCACCGCGCCGAUGCAUGAGGCCGAACUUUUGCUGGAUGGAUGCGACACCCGCGCAUCGGAGCACCACCGGGGCGGCGCAGGUGCCGCCCACCUGUCCCAUCUCCGUGGCCACACCCUUGGCCGUCUGCCAUCCCAUCACCAUCACGAGCCGCUGGCCGGCCCCAACAACGGCAAGUACGCGACUCUGAGCAAGCAGUGCAAGACGCUUGAAAGCUCAGAUUUUUACUGAGACAGGCAUGCCUGCAAGGAAUUCCCAAACUUUAAAGGUUUUAAGUUCGACCAUCAGCAGCAGCAGCAGCAGCAACAGCCGGAACAGCAGGAGUCGCAAAGGACCGCGACCUUGGGGCGUUACUCGUCUUUAGGGCGCCGACCUCUGCCUCAGACGCCCGACGACAAGGGCAGGAAACAGCCACCGGUACCCAAGGUGCCGGCGAUGGUUCCUGGCGUCCUGUCCGAGACCCCUUUGAACCCCAACAACUUUAGGUCGCUUCAAAGGGGCGCGUGGCAGGAGUCAGUCAGCAGUUUCCAUCCGAACGUGCAGUUCCGCUCGUUGCAGCGGGCGAAUAACCCGCAACCCCAUCCGCAGUUCCGGUCCGCCAAGAUCCAGGACCAGAACCAGCAGGGUGAGGUUAUGUACCCGAACAACGACAACGAGAGGCAGCUGUACGCUGUGACCGAGCUGUAGGUCGUUUAAGUUCAAGGGACGGACGUUCUUGCGGAGAUUGAACGAUUUCCGUAGGAAUUCCUUCGCGUUUUUUUCCUCUUUUAUUUUUUAUUUUGGGUAUGCAGGCAUGUCAUAGACAGCGAUUAUUUGUCGUUUAGUUGGCCGGGUUUUGUGAGUAUGGAGAUGCCGGUGCCAUUCCCGUUAUAAAAGACAUUCUAGUGCCAUUUUGUUCGUUUCUUUAUGUUCAAAAGAUGGGAACCUUGCAGGUUGGAUAAAUGCGAAUUACAUUACCAUUAAAAUAAUAAAUUAGAAGGUAGUGUAUAGAAUAAAUUUAAGAAAUUUGUAAACGAAUUUACGAUGCAUGCGGCCGGAACGCCUAAACGUUUGGCUCGUGAUUAUUGUGAUCGGAGCUCUUGGAGGAUAAAUCCCAAAAGGCCAGCGAAAAUUUUCGAAAAAGUUGCCGCGUGUCAGCGUCUCGAAAAUGAUUGUAGGUUAAGUGUGCAGUUCAUUUUUGCAUUUCCAAAUAAUGCAAUAUUUUUUCGAGGAAAAUCACUAAUAAAAAUAAAGUGACAAAAAAGAUGUUGGGUUAUGUUUUUUUUGGUCAGCUUUCAACUAAAUCAAAAACCAAAAACACACAAGUUAAAAAAGUUUUUCUUUACCCUUAAAUAUUAUGGUUAAAACAAUUAGAAAAAAGAAUACAAAGAAAGCAAACACAAUCUAAAAAUAUACGGAGGUGGUCAUAAAAUAAUAUUGCGAAAAAAAUCGUUUUUUCCUAUUUUUGAAAAAUCUAGAUUUUGUUUUUAAAUUUGGUAGCUAUUAUUGCCACUUAAAAAGUACAGAUAUAAAAUAUA
Molecule: messenger RNA, 3218 nt
Organism: Cylas formicarius (sweet potato weevil)
Lineage: Eukaryota; Metazoa; Arthropoda; Insecta; Coleoptera; Brentidae
Product: protein tweety-like
Exons: 9
Coding region: 256-1932 (558 amino acids)
Cellular component (GO): plasma membrane
Molecular function (GO): intracellularly calcium-gated chloride channel activity; volume-sensitive chloride channel activity
Source: RefSeq, a predicted model, not a curated record